GCUAGGCCGAGACCCCCAGGGCGGUGGGAGCGCGCCGGCGGCUCCGUCGGUGACCGCGGUGUUCCGGCUCCCGCAGGAGGAUGCUGGUGGUGGAGGUGGCGAACGGCCGCUCCCUGGUGUGGGGCGCCGAGGCGGUGCAGGCGCUGCGGGAGCGCCUGGGUGUAGGGGGCCGCACGGUGGGCGCCUUGCCCCGCGGGCCCCGCCAGAACUCGCGCCUGGGCCUCCCGCUGCUGCUGAUGCCCGAGGAGGCGCGGCUCCUGGCCGAGAUCGGUGCCGUGACCCUGGUCAGCGCCCCGCGCCCGGAUCCCCGCCAACACAGCCUGGCUCUGGCAUCCUUCAAGCGCCAGCAAGAGCAGGACUUCCAGGAGCAAAGCGCCCUGGCUGCUGAGACCCGUGAGACCCGUCGUCAGGAGCUCCUAGAGAAGAUUGCCGAGGGCCAGGCUGCCAAGAAGCAGAAGCUGGAACAGGAUUCAGGGACCAGUGAGAGCCAGGGGGCCAAUGGGAACCAAGCAGCCGAAGAAAAUGAGACCAGAGCAAGCCAGGCUUCUGGAGAGCAGGAGGAAGCAGGCUCCUCCUCUUCCCAACCAGGGCCUUCAGAUGGGGUGGCCCUCUUGCCUAGGUCUGCUCUGCUCGUUCAGCUAGCCACUGCUAGGCCUCGACCCAUCAAGGCUAGGCCCCUGGACUGGCGUGUCCAGUCCAAGGACUGGCCCCACGCUGGCCGUCCAGCCCACGAGCUGCGCUACAGCAUCUACAGAGACCUGUGGGAGCGAGGCUUCUUCCUCAGUGCCGCUGGCAAGUUCGGUGGCGACUUCCUGGUUUAUCCUGGUGACCCGCUCCGUUUCCAUGCCCACUACAUCGCCCAGUGCUGGGCUCCUGGGGAUCCCAUCCCACUCCAGGACCUGGUUUCUGCUGGCCGCCUCGGAACUAGUGUCAGAAAGACGCUGCUCCUUUGUUCUCCGCAGCCUGAUGGUAAGGUGGUCUACACCUCCCUGCAGUGGGCCAGCCUGCAGUGAACUCCAGAGACUUAUGGGGUGUGGCUUUGUCUGUGGCAAGAGCCUUUCUAGAUGGUCCCAAGUUCAUCUCUUCGUGGGAGACUAGAACACCUUCCUACCUCUCCCUACGGUUAGUUUUUGAUUCCACAUUUAUAAACACUACAUCUUUCUUAUGUCCCUCCCUAUUUCAAAGCACUUAUUGGCUCUGUGGUUUUGUAGUUACCUAUUUCCAAACUGUGAGCUUCUUGAGAGUGAAGAUUGGGUUUGAUUCAUCUCUAUUUUCUACAGGGCUUAGGUCCCAAGAGAUCUCAAUAAACUUGUUGAAUAAAUGU
This is a messenger RNA of Molossus molossus (Pallas's mastiff bat), 1324 nucleotides long. It is a transcript of the gene TSEN34, whose product is annotated as tRNA splicing endonuclease subunit 34. Gene Ontology annotation, biological process: tRNA splicing, via endonucleolytic cleavage and ligation; tRNA-type intron splice site recognition and cleavage. Gene Ontology annotation, cellular component: tRNA-intron endonuclease complex. The transcript is spliced from 4 exons. Lineage: Eukaryota; Metazoa; Chordata; Mammalia; Chiroptera; Molossidae. Gene Ontology annotation, molecular function: nucleic acid binding; tRNA-intron lyase activity. The record is from RefSeq and is a predicted model, not a curated record. The coding region runs from base 81 to 1013 and encodes 310 amino acids.